Molecule: messenger RNA, 1574 nt
Organism: Neodiprion fabricii
Lineage: Eukaryota; Metazoa; Arthropoda; Insecta; Hymenoptera; Diprionidae
Product: jerky protein homolog-like
Exons: 3
Coding region: 372-1061 (229 amino acids)
Cellular component (GO): nucleus
Molecular function (GO): sequence-specific DNA binding
Source: RefSeq, a predicted model, not a curated record
AUCCGGCGUGGCGGCAUUAUUACGAGAGAGUGACGAGAAUUCCGACGGCGUGAACGCGCGUCAGUAGUGGGGGUACCUGAAUUCCAAGAAAAAUACUCCCCACCCCCAUCGCGCGGCACUGUUAUGAGAGUGGACUGUACUUGGCAGUAGUUGAAGAGCAAAAAAUUUGUACUCUACAGUCCGCUCUCACAACAGUGCCCGUGACGGUGGGGGGUAGGGGAGUACUUUUCUUGGAACUCAGGUACCCCCACCACUGACGCGCGUUCACAACGUCGGAAUUCUCGUCGCGCUCUGGUAACAGUGCCGCCGCGCCGGGUAAACUACUUGUGUUUACCUAGUAUUUAUAUUCGUAAGUUGCGUUAACGAACAAAAUGGAACUUCAAAAUAGAACCAAGAAAAAAAAGAAUGCUACAAAUUUUUCUUCGGAUCUUGCUCCAGAUUUGCUUGUGAAUGCAAUCGGAAAUCAAGAUUUACUAGACGAUCCACCGAGAAAGAAAAGAAAAAGGUUUUCUUUCGAAGAAAAGAAAAAUAUUUUAGAAGCAAUGACUCGGUAUUCCGCAGAUGUGAUAUGCAAAAAAUAUGAACUAAGCGAUCGUACUUUAAGAAAAUGGAAAUUGGAGAAAGAAAAGAUCAUUCAAGAGGCGAAAAAAACGAAUUGCAAAAAAUUGAAAAAGAAGUCCAAUGUCACGGAAAUGGACGAUGCCAUGUUUCAAUGGUUAGUUGAAGUACAAGACAAAGGAAUUCCGAUUUCUGGACCGAUGAUUCGACGACAAGCUUUGAUCGCGAAAGCACAUCAUCCGAAAAAUGACCAAUUCAGGGCCAGCGAAGGUUGGUUAUCUAGAUUCAAGAAAAGAAAAAAUAUUCGAUGCUUGAAAAUUACAGGGGAAAAAUUGUCGACUGAUGAAGUUGCAGCAAAGUUAUAUGAAGAAGAAUUAAAAAAAAAGGUUGCAAUCAAAAAGUUGCAAAAAAAAAAUAUUUUCAACGUGGCUGAGAGUGGUAUCUAUAUCAAACAAGUACCUAGUCGUACUUUGGCUCCAAACUGUGUUAAAAAUAAACAUUAAUAUAGUAAAAUCGCCAAAUGUAUAUAAUCUCUAUUUCUUUGAAUAAAAUCAAUUAUUAUUUUAAUGAUGGUAAUCGAAAUUUAUGACACUUUUUUUUAAUGAUAUUAUUACUAUUUUAUGAAUUUUGUGAUGAUAUAAUAUUAUUAAAAAAAUAAUGACAAUAAAUUGAAUUGAAAAGCAGAUAAUUAUACGCUAUUUCAUUGAGCCAGCGUUUGGCACUGUUGAGAGAGACGAAUAUGAAACCCGAAGUGAGUCCGUGGUGGGGGUUACGUUCGAGCGAGAAUAAGAGGAAGCGGCACUAUUGGGAGUGGCACUAUUACGUGAGCGGACUGUAUAUUGAAGUCCAAGCAGACCAAUAGAAUACCCUAACUGAUCAUGCUCCAAUAUCUUUGAAUCCCAUAAAUACUCACUCUAAAUCAGGCCUUUCGAUUGCCGGAACGUUAACUGCAUUCCAAAACAAAAUAAUCUCUGGUUUCCGUGUAUUCGCACAUUGAAUAAAAAUGCUUACCCUUU